CCUCCUUCGAUCCGUCUUCUUCUACCAUAGACCCUUUCUACUUUCUUUGGGCAUAUCUGCCCUGGUUAGUGCCCUGAUCCAAAGGUCGAACCGUCACUUUCAUGGACGACCAAGUCACUCGCUUGUACUACAUUUUGUAAUUUGAACUCCUCGUAGUCGAGGUAUCAACUCACCAUGAAGGUGAACACCUCAAUACUGCUGAGCCUGCUAGGCCUGGCCUCACACGCCCGGGCUGAUCCGACAUGGCCCUCGGAUAUUGACGAGCUGGAGGAGAUCAUGUAUCAGUCGUUCCAGUUCGGAUCACGACAUUUUGCCGACACCGUCUCUCCCUGCAGCAAGGAGUCAUCGGGGACCGGUCGUCAAACUGCCGCAGAGUGGCUGCGAACCGCUUUUCACGACAUGGCACCGGCCAACGCAGGGAAAGGUGUGGGUGGUUUGGAUGCGUCUAUUCAGUAUGAGCUGUCCAGUACCGGCGAGAAUACUGGCCCUGCCUUUUCGACAACUCUGACCUUCAUGGCACACUACUUGACCCGCAAAAGCAGUAUGUCGGAUCUCAUCGCUCUUGGAGUGUACACUUCAGUCCUGUCGUGCGGCGGUCCCUCAGUUGCAAUUCGAUCCGGACGCAUCGACGCAACCGUAAAAGGGGCACAAGGCGUACCACUACCGAACGAAGUCAUUCAAGUUUUCAACUCAAAGUUUACCCGCAUGGGAUUCAGUCAACAGGAGAUGAUCCAGGCCACAGCCUGCGGCCACACUAUCGGCGGCGUCCACACGGCCGAGAAUCCAACCAUCGUCCCGGAUGGCACAAAUCUGAACGGCUCCGCGCCCAUGGAUAGCUCAAACGGCGUCUUUGACAACAGAGUCGUGACCGAAUAUCUUGAUGGCACCACGCGGAAUCCCCUGGUCAUCAAAAUGGGCACGGCUCGAGCCAGUAACUCCGAUUUCGUCGUCUUCAGCUCCGACCAGAACGCCACUGUGAAGGCCAUGACUGACAACACAGUCUUCAAGUCUACCUGCAAGACUGUCUUCGAGAAGAUGAUCAACACCAUACCUUCCGGCGUUACCCUGACCGAUGCCAUUGCACCUUACACUGUAAAGCCGUCCGCGCUUCAGCUCUCCCUCACUUCGCCCACCGUCAUGGUUCUUACAGGCUAUAUUCGCGUCCGAACUACCGCCAUCACAGGCAUCUCGAGUCUGACGAUCAACUAUAAGAAUCGAAGUGGCGGGUCUACCUGCGGUACUGGCUCCUGUAUCUUCACAAUCACCAUCUCGGGUAUCUCAAAGGGCUUGGAGGACAGCUUCUCCUGGUAUCCCAUCAGGCAGGAGAUUCCUGUCAGCACGGGCAUCUCUUCCUUCACGGUGACGAUCAACAAGAGCGACGGCUCGAGUACGCUGUUUAACAACAACGGUAACGGAUACCCGAUCCAGGACGGCAUCUUUCUCCACACAUCCCAAAGCUGCUUAACGCAGAACUCUGGCGAUGUUACACUUGUUGCCGCAGUUCGCAACGACCGCACCUCUCUCCCGGUUAAAGCAGAGAUCUCGUACAAGACAGCGCGGACGACCAGCGUGGUUCCCUUGCUGGGUAAGAUGACCGUCGACAUGAUCAAGGGCGACUGUGUAGGCAGCUACACCUUUUACUCCGUCACCACGAACAUUCCCGGCGGUGUCAGCUUCGAGUCGACCUUUGACUUCAUCAGUGGAGAGGGCGCGUCCGCCAUGAUUGAUCCGUUCAAGAAGGCCGAUCCUAUCGGUGGGACAUGCGCGAGCUGGACGGGAGGAUCUGCGACAUGCGGUAGCGUCACAGUGUCGUCUACUACGUCCAGCGCCGCUCCGACUGCUACGAUUUCCCACCGACAGACCAUGGGCGGCUAUAAGCUUGUCUCCUGCUGGACCGAAGCCUCUGGUGGCCGAGCUCUCAACGGUCCCGCGUUUGCAUACGAUGGCAUGACCCUCGACAGCUGCAUGUCGAACUGCACUGGUUUCGACUACUGGGGAACCGAGUACGGACGCGAAUGCUAUUGCGGCAACUCUCUGGCUGCCUCUAGCAGUGCCGCUCCCUUGGCCGACUGCAGCAUGCAGUGCUCUGGCGAUUCAACCCAGUACUGCGGAGCCGGCAAUCGUAUUGAGCUGUAUUCGACCACCGCCACUCGCACCAGCAGCUCCACGGCAUCUCCCACGGCUACUCUUUCGCACGUCAGCACCGUCGGCAAGUAUUCGUUCAUCGGCUGCCAGACGGAGGCCGAUGGCGGUCGCGCCCUCUCAGCCACCCAGACUGCUGCGGAUGACAUGACUCUCGAGAAGUGUGCUACUUUUUGCUCUGACUAUACGUUCUUCGGCACUGAGUAUGGGCGUGAAUGCUAUUGUGGCAACAGUCUGGCAGCAACUAGCAAGACUGCGCCCCUGAGCGAGUGUAACAUGAAGUGUGCUGGCAACUCGUUCCAGUACUGCGGUGACGGCAACCGCUUGGAGCUGUACAAAGUCGGUAGUGCCUCGUCUACUUUGGUGUCGACGACGGCUACUUCGACCUCGAGCAGCUCGUCAUCGACAAGCUCUGUCAGUGUUUUAGCGGCGAGUGGAUCAACAUCUUCUACUCUGACAUCUGCUUCUGUUACUUCCAGCAGCUCUUCGACCUCGUCGCAGGUGUCCACUUCAAGUUCGAGCAGUUCUAGUUCCUCUAGCACCAUCUCAUCCUCGAGUAGUGCUGCGUCCUCAUCAAGCACGUCGUCGAGCAUUGCGUCGUCCUCCAGCAGCGCCGUCACUUCAUCAACGGCUUCACCCUCUGCCUCCAGCACAAUCUCGACCUCAACAACCACCUCCCCGACGUUAGCCCACAAGCCCACCGUAUCACCUUACACCCUGGUAGGCUGCUGGACGGAAGGCAACGGCGCCCGUGCCCUGAGCCAGAAGAAUUACGCCUCUGGCGACAACAUGACGCUCGAGUACUGCGCCUCGUACUGCUCAGAGUACAAAUACUUUGGCACAGAAUACAGCAGCGAAUGCUACUGCGGCAACUCUCUCGCCUCGACCAGCGCCGCCGCAAACCUGGCUGACUGUAGCAUGACCUGCAGCGGCAACAAGUACGAAUACUGCGGCGGCGGCAACCGCCUGACACUCUACCAGUCCAACAAACAGGUGACGGGCCCCAGCCAGCCCGCCACGGCCGGGUCCUACGCUUUCCUCGGUUGCCGUACCGAACCUGCUCAGGGUGGACGCGCUC
Colletotrichum godetiae is the source of this 3220-nucleotide messenger RNA. Its product is annotated as WSC domain-containing protein. The transcript has 2 exons. The record is from RefSeq and is a predicted model, not a curated record. Lineage: Eukaryota; Fungi; Ascomycota; Sordariomycetes; Glomerellales; Glomerellaceae. Gene Ontology annotation, biological process: response to oxidative stress. The annotation marks the transcript as partial. Gene Ontology annotation, molecular function: heme binding; peroxidase activity.